Molecule: messenger RNA, 1623 nt
Organism: Chenopodium quinoa (quinoa)
Lineage: Eukaryota; Viridiplantae; Streptophyta; Magnoliopsida; Caryophyllales; Amaranthaceae
Exons: 1
Coding region: 1-1623 (540 amino acids)
Molecular function (GO): nucleic acid binding; zinc ion binding
Source: RefSeq, a predicted model, not a curated record
AUGAACACACACAAGAAACUUGAAGAAGGUUACUCUACUCAGAGACCUCCAAUGUUCAACGAAAAUUUCUUUUCCUAUUGGAAGAACCGCAUGGAAAUCUUCAUCAAAGCAGAAAACUAUCAAGUGUGGCGAGUUAUUGAAGUGGGCGACUUUGAGGUAACAACUACCAAUGACAAAAACGAGGUAAUCCCUAAACCAAUGUCCGAGUAUGAUAAAGAUGAUUUUGAUAAAAUGGAGGUUAAUGCUAGAGCUGUAAAAUUGCUCCACUGUGGUCUUGGACCUCAUGAACAUAAUAAAGUCAUGGGGUGCAAGAACGCAAAGCAAAUUUGGGAUUUGUUACAAGUCACACACAAAGGAACAAACGAAGUUAACCGUUCUAAAAUAGAUCUUUUGAUGUCUAAAUAUGAACGAUUUGAAAUGAAUCCAAAAGAAUCUAUUCAAGAAAUGUUUACUCGUUUUACUAACAAAAAUAAUGAGUUAGUCUCUCUUGGAAGAACUAUACCAAUUGAUGAACAGGUACGAAAGAUCUUAAGGAGCCUUCCACAAGAUGAGAGAUGGAGAGCCAAAGUUACUGCGUUGCAAGAAACAAAGGAUUUCACAAAAUUCAAUAUUGAGCAACUGGUCGGAUCUCUCAUGACUCAUGAGCUGCACCUUGGAGCAAGUAACACAGAGAUUUCCAAAAACCGUGGACUUGUGCUUAGGGUUGAGGAACAAGAAGAUUCAGAACCUGACGAAGAAGAAGUUUCCAUGAUGGUUAGAAAGUUUAGGAGAUUCUAUAAAAAUCUUAAAACUGGAAACCAAAAGGAUAAAAAUCCAAGCAAGAGAAUAUCAAAUUCUAAACCUGAUUCCGGAUGCUUCAAGUGUGGAAGUUCGGAACACCUCAUUCGUGAGUGUCCUCUUUGGGAAACUGAUCAAGGAAAAGCCAAAGGAAAGGAGCAGACAACAGAAAGAUACAAACCAACCUUUGGAAAACCUAACUAUCGCAAGGCAAUGAUUUCAGCUUGGGGUAGUGACUCAGAAUCAGAAGAUGAUGAGGAGCCACAAAAUGAAGAGAUGGCUAAUCUGUGUCUAAUGGCCAAAAUAAAAGAAAAGAAAGAUGUUCCAUCAAAUGAGGUAUGUUCCAAAAUCCUUUGUGUUUUAUCUAAGGAAAAAUUAAUUGAAUUGUUGUUAGAAACAUUGGAUGAUUUUAAAAAGCUUAGCAUAGUAAAGGAACAAAGUGAUAGAGCUCUCAAAAUUAGUAAAGACCAUAUCACCUAUCUGAACAGUACUAGAUCAGACGUUCAAAGUAGGUUCUUUGAUCUUUUGGAUCAAAACACUGUGCUAAAAGAGUCUUUAAAACGUACUAAGCAUGAGAAUAUUACUCUUAAUGUAGAACUUGCUCAAUAUAAACUGUUUAAUGUUAGUCUAGAUUCUGCUAGUUCUAUUGAGACACAUAUGCGUAUUUUCAAUGUUGAUUUUGAGAAACUGAAUAAUGAUCUUGUUACCGUUAAGGAACAAAAGGAAAAACUUGAAAAGGAACUUGCUUUAGCUAAUGCUAGAAAGAAGGAAGUUCCUAAGAUUACUCCUAAAUAUAUCCUUGAUGCCCAAGUUCGAAAAAGAGAAGGAUUAGGUUUCUCCAGGUAG